CGGGACAGGGAGCUGCCGGGAUGGAGAGGACCGGGGAGCGGAGCGGAGGGACCAGCAUGUUUGAGGAUGAAAGCGCAAGACUCCGACACCUCAAGCUGGAAAACCAGAGGACACUCCUGGAGCAAAAGCAGCGGAAGAAGAGGCAGGAAAUCCUUAUGGUACAAUCAAACCGCGACACGAGGCAGCGGCGGCCCAAGUCCGGGAAAUGCGAGGAGCAGGCUCCCCUUGUACAGAGCCAAAAACAAAAGUCUGUGAACUGCAACGUCAUCUUGAAUGGUAUUGACGGCCCUGCUGCUUUCCUGAAUUCUGGGUUUCACGAGCUGGACUCCAAGAUUCAGGUUUUGACUGUUGGGGAAAGUUGCACUGAUACAGACUUCAAUGUGGGCACAGGGUGGCCCAGCUGUAAUGAGGGCAGGGCUUCACCUUGUAACAGUGAAAGAAGGGGCACGCCUGUCUCGGAUGAGGAGAACACUCAGCCCUUGAAUAGUAUUGGACGCUCUAAUCUGGAAAAGACUCAGCAGAACUCUAACAGGCAGGAGAUCCUAAGAAAGCCAGAUGUUUCCAAGCGAGACCUCCAAGAGCUGCUACAGGAGAGGGGUAUAUCGGACAGCCUGAACUUUGAUGAAGAUAUCUCGGAUGAUGACGAUGGUGAUGAUGAUGAUGAGGCAUGCAAUGCGAGUACACGUCCUGCUUCAGCUUCUAGCAAAAAGUCUCUUACAGAAACAGGGACAGCAGAGGCCGUUCCCCCGGAUCCUUCCGGAGACAUUGGAGAAAUUGGAGACUUAAAGGAAUUUGCACUGCGCCCUGCUCCCCGCGGGGUUGUCAUUAAAACACGCAUUAGCCGAGAUAAGAAAGGGAUGGACAGAGGCUUGUACCCUACUUACUACAUGCAUCUGGAAAGGGACAACAACCGCAAGGUCUUUCUGCUUGCUGGGCGCAAACGCAAACGAAGCAAAACCUCAAAUUACCUGAUUUCUAUUGAUCCGACUGACCUGUCCCGGGAAGGAGGCAAUUUUAUUGGCAAGCUCCGCUCCAACCUAAUGGGAACCAAGUUCACUAUUUACGACAAUGGCGAGAGCCCCGCGAAGGUUCAGGGACAAAUGUCCAACCCCACGACCCGCCAAGAGAUGGCUGCAGUUUGCUAUGAGACCAAUGUCCUUGGAUUUAAGGGUCCCCGGAAAAUGACUGUCCUGAUUCCCGGAAUGAAUCUCAAUCACGAGCGCAUCCCCUUCCAGCCACAGAACGAUUCGGAGAGUCUCCUGUCCAGAUGGGGGAACAAAUGCCAGGAGAACAUCAUCGAACUGCACAACAAAGCUCCGGUGUGGAACGACGACACCCAGUCCUACGUACUCAAUUUCCACGGGCGAGUCACCCACGCGUCGGUCAAGAACUUCCAGAUCGUGCACGACAAUGACCCCGACUACAUCGUCAUGCAGUUUGGCCGGGUGGCAGAAGACUUCUUCACGCUUGAUUACAGUUACCCGCUGUGCGCUUUGCAGGCCUUCUCUGUUGCCCUGUCCAGCUUUGACAGCAAGCUUGCAUGUGAGUGAGAGGCCGGCGCCAGCACCUUCAGACCCAAACUCUGCGCUCUCUCUCUUCUUUCAGUGCCGGUCCUUUUCCUUCUGCCAACUGUCCCAAGGCUGAGCCUUCCCCAGAUUGGGGUGCCCGUACUGACACAUACUGUCCAUUGACUGACUGUGGGACAGAAGAAGCUGUUAUGCCUUAAUGUUCUAUUACCCCCCUAACCAGUUUGUUUUAUAGGGUUUUGCUGCUCUCUCUAUCCAAAGUGUCCUUUGGUGUCUCCUUUUGCUAUUGUACAAUGAAUACAACACAGUGAUGUGAUGGCCAAGCAUACACUACAUUAUAUUCUGGUUGUGUACACUCUGUAUUGUGAGCAGGACUGGACUUGGAUUCACGUGCCCAGAGGCACAAACAGCCCCCCCAACGGGCCCAAUAUAUAGUGACUGUCUGUGGCACCUUACAGCCCCCCUGGCAUUCCCAGUACCCAGAGGCACAAACAGCCCCCCCCCAGCCCAAUAAAUAGUGACUGUCUGUGGCACCUUACAGCCCCCCUGGCAUUCCCAGUACCCAGAGGAACAAACACCCCCCCCAGCCCAAUAAAUAGUGACUGUCUGUGGCACCUUAUAGACCCCCUGGCAUUCCCAGUACCCAGAGGCACAAACAGCCCCCCCAGCCCAAUAAAUAGUGACUGUCUGUGGCACCUUACAGCCCCCCUGGCAUUCCCAGUACCCAGAGGCACAAACAGCCCCCCAGCCCAAUAAAUAGUGACUGUCUGUGGCACCUUACAGCCCCCCUGGCAUUCACAGUACCCAGAGACACAAACAGCCCCCCCAGCCCAAUAAAUAGUGACUGUCUGUGGCACCUUACAGCCCCCCUGGCAUUCCCAGUACCCAGAGACACAAACAGCCCCCCCAAGCCCAAUAAAUAGUGACUGUCUGUGGCACCUUACAGCCCCCCUGGCAUUCCCAGUACUCAGAGGCACAAACAGCCCCCCCCAGCCCAAUAAAUAGUGACUGUCUGUGGCACCUUACAGGCCCCCUGGCAUUCCCAGUACCCAGAGGCACAAACAGCCCCCCAAGCCCAAUAAAUAGUGACUGUCUGUGGCACCUUACAGCCCCCCUGGCAUUCCCAGUACCCAGAGGCACAAACAGCCCCCCAAGCCCAAUAAAUAGUGAGUGUCUAUGGAAUCUUACAUCAGCCCCUCUGGUAUUUGUCAGAAUCCACAGAUUAUUGGUACAAACUGAUUGUAGUUAUUGAUAGAGGCCUGAAAUUGUGUAUAGAGCCAACCCUAGGCCGGGUGGGACUGGGCCGCCGGGACACCGGGAAAAAUCCACCUGCAGGAGCCCCGGUGGGCCCUUCACCCCCCAUCCGACCCUGACCCUAGGCCUUCCAAAGAAAUGGUCUCUCCCACCCUGCAUUAUACUGAAUACAGUGCUGGUAUGACCCGUGUCGUAUCCCAUUCUGCUGCUUUUUCUGUGUCGAACCACAAUAUAUUUUAUUUAAAUGAA
Xenopus tropicalis (tropical clawed frog) is the source of this 3029-nucleotide messenger RNA. RefSeq names its product TUB like protein 3 (gene tulp3). The record is from RefSeq and is marked validated. NCBI's taxonomy places the organism in Eukaryota, Metazoa, Chordata, Amphibia, Anura, Pipidae.